Molecule: messenger RNA, 1041 nt
Organism: Gastrolobium bilobum
Lineage: Eukaryota; Viridiplantae; Streptophyta; Magnoliopsida; Fabales; Fabaceae
Product: glycine-rich protein 2-like
Exons: 1
Coding region: 187-807 (206 amino acids)
Molecular function (GO): zinc ion binding; nucleic acid binding
Source: RefSeq, a predicted model, not a curated record
CAAGCUCAACUGUAUUCCUUUCUUUCAAGAGAAUGGACGAAUCACAAUUACCGCUCUCUGCUCCACACUCCAAUUCAACAUAAGCUUUCAUCAACCAAAAAAAAAGAAACUUCUAGGUUCUUCCAGAACCUUCCACUUCUUCCUUUCUUUUUCUGUUUUCUUCUUUUUCUUGGGAAGCAAUCAGCCAUGGCCGCGAGUGGGAGAUCUACUGGCACAGUGAAAUGGUUCAACGCCCAGAAGGGUUUCGGAUUCAUAGCUCCCGACGAUGGCGGCGAGGAUCUCUUCGUGCAUCAAACUUCCAUUCGAUCCGAUGGCUACAGGACCCUAUCGGAGGGCCAGCCGGUGGAGUUCCUCGUCGAUUACGGCGACGCAGGGAAAACCAAGGCCGUCGACGUGACAUCCAUGGUUAGAUCUCGUCGUUUUGGUGGUUUUCGCGGUGGAGGUGGGAGGGCUAGAGGAGGAGGUGGAUACGCCGGGCGCUACGGCGGCGGAGAAGGCUACGGUGAUGGUUACGGGUAUGGUAGAGGCGGAGGGAUCGGGCGGAGAGGAGGAGGAGGAGGUUACGGUGGUGGAGGUGGCAGAUUUGGUGGUGGUGGUGGUGGUGGGGGAGGCCCUGAGUGUUAUAAUUGUGGAAGAAUAGGUCAUUUGGCGAGAGAUUGUUAUCAGGGACAGGGUGCUUUUGAAGGAGGGUAUCGGAGAGGCCGUGGCGGCGGCAGUGGCGGCGGUGGAGGAGGACGAGGAGGAGGGUGUUAUAACUGUGGUGAGGAAGGGCAUUUUGCGAGGGAAUGUCCGAAUGCUGGAAAAUGAGUAAGAAUGUGGGGAUUCUGAUUUACUAUAUUGAAUUGUGAGUCUGUUACUGUUAGUUGGGGUUGGGUACAUAUAUUCUGCGGAUUGGACGAUGCUAGGCGCAGAAGAACGUGAACAAGAACAUGAACAAUUUUUUUUUGUUUUCUUUGGUUUCUAGCUAUUGGCGUUUGGUUCAAAACUUGUUUUGCUGGAUUUGCUAAUUGUUGAUUAUUUUAUUAAAUGCGGUUCUUUUCA